GAUCUCAUUCCCCAUAAAGUUUAGAGUUGAACCACACAAGACAAGUACACACCAGCAUAUUACACAGCACCUCUUGCUUGUGGCUUGUUCGUUGUCGUAGCAUGGCCAGUUUACCUAAAAAAAAGAAAUAUAAUAUGUCAGAAAAGAGAGGGAUCCUCGAACGUCUCGAUGCAGGAGAAGUGAUCAUAGGUGAUGGUGGGUUUACUGCGGCCCUAGAGAAGCGAGGUUACGUAAUGGCUGGAAAGUGGACACCCGAAUGCACUGUGGAAAAUCCAGAAGCAGUUCGUCAACUUCACCGUGAGUUUCUUCGUGCUGGUGCUGACGUCAUGCAAGCGUUUACUUACUCUAUGCAAGAUGAGCCCGUAGAGAUUGAUGGGAAAACUGUUUCGUGGGAUGAAAUCAACGAUGCAGCUUGUAAGUUAGCAAAGGAAGUGGCAGAAGAAGGUCCUUAUGCAUUAUGUUCGGGAUCCCUGUGUGAAACCGUCCAGGCAUACCGUAGCGGUAAAGUCCCUAAAGAGGUCAUCAAAGAGAAGUUCAAGAAACAAGUGGAUAUUUUUGUGAAGAAUGGUGUUGAUCUCUUGAUCGCUGAGUAUAUUUCACAUGUUGGAGAAGCAGAAUUGAUGGUUGAAGUCAUGAAGGCCAGCGGUAAACCCACAGCCGUUACCUUGGCAAUAGGUAAAGAUGGCGAUAGACACGGUGUGUUGCCGGGAGAGUGUGCCCUACGUCUUGCUCGUGCAGGUGCAGAUAUCAUUGGUGUUAAUUGUCGUUUUGAUCCCGAGAGAAGCCUUGAAGUCAUGAAAGAAAUGCAACACGCCUUGAAAAAGGAAGGCAUUAAAAUGCAUUACAUGGUUCAACCACUUGGUUUCUGGACUCCUGAUGCAAAUGCUCUUGGUUUUAUUGGUCUUGCCGAGUUUCCAUUCGCCAUGGACCCCCGUGCUCUAACCAGAUGGGACUGYCAUAAGUUUGCUCGUAAAGCAUAUGAUAUGGGUAUCAGAUACAUUGGAGGGUGUUGUGGAUUUGAACCUCACCAUAUCAGAGCUCUGGCUGAAGAGCUUUCACCUGAACGUGGUCGUCUACCUCUUGGAACCAAGAAGCAUGGCUUGUGGGGAGAGAGCCUUAAUAACUACACUGUACCACACUUGAAAGUGAAGGCCAACCGCGCAUUCUGGGAGAACCUGCAACCAGCAACUGGUCGCCCAUAUUCAGCACCACUGUCUGAACCAGCUGGAGAAUGGCAUGACUAAUUUAGCCGUAAUUUUUAAAGCGUAAUUUUCGCUCCUUUUGUGCUUGGUGGAGCAAGAAAAUUGGACAGCGAGCGAAAUGGGACUGACUUUUGGGAUCUUUGGAUUUUGAUUUCCUCCAACAUGGCGGUUAUACACCAAAUCGAAUUACGACGACAAUUUGAAUGACUUUUGUUCUCACUAGAAUGACUUGCCCCGUGUUCACGUUGAAACAUAAAAGCAUUUUCACAUGAAUGAGAAUAAGCCUGAAGCGAGAUGACGUUUUACCCCCGACUCUAUACCAUA
Messenger RNA from Actinia tenebrosa (Australian red waratah sea anemone), 1526 nucleotides. RefSeq names its product betaine--homocysteine S-methyltransferase 1. NCBI's taxonomy places the organism in Eukaryota, Metazoa, Cnidaria, Anthozoa, Actiniaria, Actiniidae. Gene Ontology annotation, molecular function: betaine-homocysteine S-methyltransferase activity; zinc ion binding. The record is from RefSeq and is a predicted model, not a curated record.